Messenger RNA from Falco peregrinus (peregrine falcon), 3552 nucleotides. It is a transcript of the gene MTREX, whose product is annotated as Mtr4 exosome RNA helicase. The record is from RefSeq and is a predicted model, not a curated record. Lineage: Eukaryota; Metazoa; Chordata; Aves; Falconiformes; Falconidae. Gene Ontology annotation, molecular function: RNA helicase activity; ATP binding; RNA binding. Gene Ontology annotation, cellular component: nucleus. Bases 246 to 3353 code for a protein of 1035 amino acids. The transcript has 27 exons. Gene Ontology annotation, biological process: maturation of 5.8S rRNA; RNA catabolic process.
UGUGGGAAGGCCUUGCGCGGGGCGGGCGUAGGCUGGCGGGAAGCACACGGUGCCUCAGCGCUGGUGCGGUGUGACCGGGAACGGGAUCGGGCCCGGGCCCAGGCCGUGCGUGGGACUCCUGGUGCUCGGAGGUGGUGGGGAGCUGUGUUUCUCUUCGGCGUGCAGCGCCGGCGUAGGGGCGGAAAGGAUCCGGCGGGGCAAGGGGAGGCUGUCCCGCGCCGGGCAUUGUGGGACCGGUGGGGAAGAUGGCGGACGCAUUUGGAGAUGAGCUCUUCAGCGUGUUUGAGGAUGACUCGACCGCCGCCGCUGCCUCUGGGGCCAAGAAGAGCAAAACGGGCGCCACCGAGGGCGCCAGGAAACCGGGAAAACGACUGGAGGAAAAAUCUUCAGUAGCUGCGACAGGGAAGCCCAAAGGGGAGGCUGAGGUCUGUAGUACCGAAGAUGUUGUUUUGGCAAAGAAGAUAAAAUUGGAGGAUGUUGUAUCAGAAGAUGCUAAUCUGGCAGACCUGAUGCCUCAAGUAAAGGUGCAAGCUGUGGAAACUGUUGAAGGCUGUACGCAUGAGGUUGCACUUCCAGCAGAUGAAGACUUCACAGGUUUGAAGCCAAGAACUGGAAAAGCUGCAAAAGAGUAUCCGUUUAUUCUUGACGCCUUUCAGAGAGAAGCUAUUCUUUGUGUUGAUAAUAACCAGUCUGUGUUAGUGUCGGCUCAUACGUCAGCUGGUAAAACUGUUUGUGCAGAGUAUGCAAUUGCCCUGGCUUUGAGGGAGAAACAGCGUGUGAUAUUUACAAGUCCAAUUAAAGCUUUGAGUAAUCAGAAGUACCGUGAGAUGUAUGAAGAAUUUCAGGAUGUUGGUUUGAUGACUGGAGAUGUCACUAUUAAUCCUACAGCUUCUUGUCUGGUAAUGACAACAGAGAUUUUGAGAAGUAUGCUCUACAGAGGUUCUGAGGUUAUGCGAGAGGUUGCGUGGGUUAUUUUUGAUGAAAUUCACUAUAUGAGAGAUCCAGAACGCGGUGUGGUUUGGGAAGAGACAAUUAUUUUGCUCCCUGACAAUGUUCAUUAUGUGUUCCUUUCUGCAACUAUUCCAAAUGCCCGUCAGUUUGCUGAAUGGAUCUGCCAUCUUCACAAACAGCCUUGCCAUGUGAUUUACACUGACUAUCGACCCACUCCACUGCAGCAUUAUAUAUUCCCAGCAGGAGGAGAUGGACUCCAUCUGGUUGUUGAUGAAAAUGGAGAUUUCAGAGAAGAUAAUUUUAAUACAGCAAUGCAAGUACUUAGAGAUGCAGGAGACCUAGCAAAAGGGGACCAGAGAGGCAGGAAAGGAGGAACAAAAGGUCCUUCAAAUGUUUUUAAAAUUGUGAAGAUGAUCAUGGAAAGGAAUUUCCAACCUGUCAUUAUUUUCAGCUUCAGUAAGAAAGACUGUGAAGCCUAUGCACUUCAGAUGACAAAGUUAGAUUUCAAUACAGAUGAAGAAAAAAAGAUGGUUGAAGAAGUGUUCAAUAAUGCAAUUGAUUGUCUCUCAGAUGAAGAUAAAAAGCUUCCUCAGGUUGAGCACGUACUUCCUCUUCUGAAGCGAGGAAUUGGUAUCCAUCAUGGCGGUCUGCUUCCUAUCUUAAAAGAAACCAUAGAAAUUCUUUUCUCUGAGGGCUUAAUAAAGGCCUUAUUUGCAACAGAGACUUUUGCUAUGGGAAUUAAUAUGCCAGCCAGGACUGUGCUAUUUACGAGUGCCAGCAAAUUUGACGGAAAAGAUUUCCGAUGGAUAUCCUCAGGUGAAUACAUUCAAAUGUCAGGUCGUGCAGGACGCCGAGGUAUGGAUGAUAGAGGAAUAGUAAUUCUUAUGGUGGAUGAAAAAAUGAGUCCAACAAUUGGCAAGCAGCUUUUGAAGGGUUCAGCUGAUCCUUUAAACAGUGCAUUCCACCUGACGUACAACAUGGUAUUGAACUUGCUUCGAGUAGAGGAAAUUAAUCCUGAAUACAUGUUAGAAAAAUCCUUCUAUCAGUUCCAACAUUACAGAACUAUUCCAGAAAUAGUAGAAAAAGUGAAUAAUUUGGAAGGACAGUACAACAAAAUAGCAAUUCCCAAUGAGGAAAAUGUGGUCAUAUACUACAAAAUCCGACAGCAGCUUGCAAAACUGGGUAAAGAGAUUGAAGAAUAUGUUCACAAACCAAAGUAUUGCUUGCCCUUCCUACAGCCAGGAAGACUAGUAAAGGUGAAGAAUGAAGGUGAUGACUUUGGAUGGGGAGUGGUUGUUAAUUUCUCUAAGAAAUCGAAUGUUAAGCCAAAUUCUGGUGAAUUGGACCCAUUAUAUAUUGUUGAAGUGCUACUACACUGCAGCAAAGAGAGUUUGAAAAAUUCUGCUACUGAGGCUGCAAAGCCAGCCAGACCUGAUGAGAAAGGAGAGAUGCAGGUUGUUCCUGUUUUGGUACAUCUUCUCUCAGCUAUCAGCAGUGUCCGACUCUACAUACCGAAAGACCUGAGGCCCAUUGACAACAGGCAAAGUGUGUUAAAAUCUAUACAAGAAGUACAGAAACGAUUUCCUGAUGGAGUACCAUUACUAGACCCUAUUGAUGACAUGGGCAUCAAAGAUCAAGGACUGAAAAAAGUAAUCCAAAAAGUAGAGGCAUUUGAGCAUAGGAUGUAUUCACAUCCUCUUCACAAUGAUCCCAACUUGGAAACUGUAUACACACUUUGUGAAAAAAAAGCACAGAUUGCUAUGGAUAUUAAAGCAGCAAAGCGAGAACUGAAAAAAGCCAGAACUGUCUUACAAAUGGAUGAACUGAAAUGCCGUAAGCGUGUUUUGAGAAGGCUGGGGUUUGCUACAUCUUCAGAUGUCAUUGAGAUGAAAGGACGGGUUGCUUGUGAAAUCAGCAGUGCUGAUGAACUACUCCUGACAGAAAUGAUGUUCAAUGGUCUCUUCAAUGACUUAUCUGCAGAACAGGCAACUGCACUAUUAAGCUGUUUUGUAUUUCAAGAGAAUUCCAGUGAAAUGCCAAAACUGACAGAGCAGCUGGCAGGACCGCUUCGGCAAAUGCAGGAGUGUGCAAGAAGAAUUGCCAAGGUGUCAGCAGAAGCCAAACUGGAAAUUGAUGAAGAAAAUUACUUAAAUUCUUUCAGACCCAAUCUAAUGGAUGUUGUGUAUACAUGGGCAAAUGGAGCUAACUUUGCUCACAUCUGCAAAAUGACUGAUGUCUUUGAAGGUAGCAUAAUUCGUUGCAUGAGAAGGCUAGAAGAAUUGCUCCGUCAGAUGUGUCAGGCUGCAAAAGCCAUUGGAAACACAGAGUUGGAAAAUAAGUUUGCAGAGGGAAUUACAAAAAUCAAGAGAGAUAUUGUGUUUGCUGCAAGCCUUUACCUGUAACAGAAGGUAUUUUCCAAGAACAGUACUAGGUGCACAUUAUGGAAUAAGUUGAUCAGCUUCACAUGCUACUUCCGUGUCAAGUGAUUUCUUUUAAUAGUGUGUAUUUAAAACCACAGUUGCUUCAACAAGGCAUGUACAAACAGCAGUGUAUGUAAUAUAACUGUUACCACAUUUCCAAUAAAAAUUUACAGUUUGGGUA